AUGUCGAAGGCCCCUAUUUCUGAAAUUUCUCGCAAUGAAGUAGUUAAAUAUACUGCACAAGUAGAAAGUACACAAGGUGUAUUUUCCAUGAUUCAACAAUCAUUUACUUUUGAUUUUGCAACAUAUCAACAGAUCGAUGAUAACGAUAUGCAAACACUUGCCCGUCGAGUUCAAGAUGACGAUUUAAGAAAUCUAUUGCUUCAAUCUGUUUUAAUUGGCAAUACUGGUGCAAAAUAUACAGAUCAUAAUAUACCUGGUGAAACUGGAUUUAAGAAAACAUUUUUGGCGUUCCGAAAAGUCGACGGAAAGUAUGAUGUUGUUUAUUGUACAGCAACACAAAGAACAAAAGUCGAUUGGGGGAAAAUCGGUGCUUCUAUAGGACUUGGAGCUGCAGCUGGAGGAGCAGUUGGUGGAGUAGCUCUAUUAAUACCCGGUAUAAAUAUUGGAGCAGCAGCAUUAAUGUUAGGAGGAGCUGCUAUCGGUGGAGUUACUGGAGGUGCAGCUGCGGGCACAGCAGCUAUUAUACAAAAACGGGAUAUAUCAAACGUUGUUAUGGGUUACAUUGGAAAAGAACUAUCAGAUAGAAAUCUCCUACGAUUAGUUUAA
Molecule: messenger RNA, 606 nt
Organism: Adineta steineri
Lineage: Eukaryota; Metazoa; Rotifera; Eurotatoria; Adinetida; Adinetidae
Source: the annotation of a GenBank genome assembly